CAUAUGGCUUUAGACUUAGGCUUUCCCUCGACGCCUUCCUAUCGAUCUCCCAGACUCCCCUCAUUCAAUUCUUCCUUCGCCAUCGCGUCCCGUUGAUCACCUUCAUGUAGCCGCUCAUCCGCCCCAAUGACACCCGGCGACUCCGCCCAACCGCUUCCUCCUCCUCCUCUCUCCCUCGAUCCCCUCCCCGCAACACCGAUCGGCCGCCAGGGUCCCGCCGCCUCCCCCUUCUCCCUGGGAUCCUCCCAAUCCCCCUCCCCCCUCUCCCUUAGCCGCUUUUCCCCCUCCCGGGGCUCCCCGGAUUCGCGGGACCGCUGGUGGAGGAAACCUCUCCCGCUCCUCGGGUCCAUUCUCGGCUCCGACGGUGGCGAUCGGCGGACGAGGAGGAAGAGGGCUGCUGUCGGCGGCGGCGUUGGCGGAUGGCAGCGGCGGAGGACGAGGGAGAUCGUGAUGUGGGGCGGCUUGGUUGUCUUCUUCUUCCUCAUGAAUUGGUGGAUGUUCUCCCGGCUCCAGGACACUCCCAUCCGAUUGCGUCGCGGGAAUGCAUCGGUCCGAUCUUUGCCCCGGUCGUCUAUUCUGAAGUGGGACAUUAAUGGAAAUAGUCGUAAGAAUACGGGAGUCAUGUUUUCCAGGUUGCUUGGUUUGGCUGCCCAUGCUCUGGCUGAGGCUGAUGGCAGUCCGGAGCCUCAGGAUGUAUGGAAGGAACCAAUAGAUCCUUCUACUUUAUGGAAGCAAUGUGCUUAUAAACGUAGCUGGGAACCAUGUGAUGGACAUAAUGGAUACAUUUUAGUCAGUGCAAAUGGAGGUAUUAACCAGCAACGAGUUGCUAUCUGCAAUGCCGUUGCUGUUGCUCGAUUACUUAAUGCUACUCUUGUGCUUCCUCGAUUUCUAUACAGCAGUGUUUGGAAAGAUAUAAGCCAGUUUGGCGAUAUAUACCAGGAGGAGCAUUUUAUCAAUUACUUAAAGGAUGAUAUUCCUAUUGUUAAGGAAUUGCCUGUUGAACUGCAGUCACUAGACUUGGAAGCAAUAGGUAGCAUUGUGACUGAUGCUGAAAUAAUGAAAGAAUCAAAACCAAGUAUUUACCUGAAAAACAUCCUUCCUAUCUUGCUCAAGAAUAGUGUGGUCCAUUUUAUUGGAUUUGGAAAUCGCUUGGCAUUUGAUCCUAUACCAUUUGAACUGCAGAGGCUUCGGUGCAGAUGCAACUUUCAUGCCCUUCAGUUUGUUGAAAAGAUACAGGAGACUGGUGCCUUGCUUAUACAAAGAAUGCAUCAUGGUGGAACACUUCCAAGAUCAUUGGAACAUAAUUUAGUAGGUUCUUUUGCAGAAAGACUUAGUAUAGAAGGGAAGAAUAAUACCCCGUCUAAAUAUUUGGCCAUGCACCUUCGGUUUGAAAUUGACAUGGCGGCAUACUCAAUGUGUUAUUUUGGAGGCGGCAAGGAUGAAGAAGAUGAAUUGGAAGCAUACAGGGCUGUCCAUUUCCCUGCACUAAUGCUUCUGAAAAAUACCACAAAGGUGCCUUCUGCUGCAUUCCUGCGAGCUGAAGGCCAAUGUCCGCUUACACCCGAAGAAGCAGUGCUUAUGCUUGCUGCUUUAGGUUUUAAGCGCAAAACAUUCAUAUAUGUUGCAGGCGCACAGAUUUAUGGAGGGAAGUAUAGAAUGGCAACUAUAAAUAAUCUAUAUCCACGCUUGGCAACCAAAGAAACCCUUUUAUCUCCAUCUGAAAUCGAACCAUUUCGCAACUUCUCUUCUCAGUUAGCAGCUCUUGACUUCAUUGUGUGCGCCGCAGCAGAUGCAUUUGCAAUGACAGAUUCUGGAAGCCAAUUGUCGGCGCUUGUUUCAGGUUACCGAAUGUACUAUGGAGACAGUAAUCUUCCUACAAUAAGACCUAACAAACGCAGGCUAGCUAGUAUAUUUCUAAAGAACUCCACCAUCGAGUGGAAGGAGUUCGAGGGGAGGGUGCGGAAGACGAUCAAACAGACCAAACAAGUUCAUGAAAGGCCAAUCGCAAGGAGUGUCUACAGACAUCCACGAUGUCCUGAGUGCAUGUGCAGGGUUGAGGGGGAUCUCCCUCUUGUGCUUCCUUGAAGAGUUUCAGUUGCUUCUGUGAGAUUAUUUUCACUCUUCCCAUGGAGGGUUGCAUGAUCUCUUAUUAUGCUUACCCUAGCAGGGAGAUCUUGAAAUAUUGUUAUAUGAAUUGCUAUCAAAGAUUAUCCAUACAUGAUUUGCGAUCCCAGAAGGGGAGUUAUAACAGCAGCUUCAAUGAUUGUUAA
This is a messenger RNA of Zingiber officinale, 2270 nucleotides long. Its product is annotated as O-fucosyltransferase 2-like. NCBI's taxonomy places the organism in Eukaryota, Viridiplantae, Streptophyta, Magnoliopsida, Zingiberales, Zingiberaceae. Bases 127 to 2085 code for a protein of 652 amino acids. The record is from RefSeq and is a predicted model, not a curated record. The transcript has 10 exons.